AUGGACACCAUGUACAUGAUUGCGCCCCAGUCGUAUGGCUAUGCCAACAACGAGGUCGCUCAACCUCCUCCUCCCACACCCUUCCGCCCCAACGGCCAGCCCGUCGAGCACGACACGGUGCCGUCGUCCUUUUUCCACGCGGCUCCGCCCUCGCAGACCGAUGACUGGGACAUGCAAUCCCUCGUCGCGUCUUGCGAGAGGCACCAGCUCGCCGCCGCGGACCGCGGCGCCCACCCCCCCUCGCCCAUCACCUUCUCUCCCGCGCCGCCCUCCCUGACCUCGGAGCCAGCGGCGACGGCGUUUCCGACCGUGCGCUUCCCUCCCUCGUCGCCCUCCCCGAUGAGGGCAUACCGAGAUGCUGUCCUGGUCGCCGAGGCCACGGACAAGGCGGUCGCAGACCGCGAGGUCGCCAUCAAGAACAUGGAGGCGAAGCACCUCGGGGCAGAGCGUGACGCUCUCGUCACCCAGCACCAGGCGACGCUCGCCCAGCACCAGGCGACCCUCGCCCAACACCAGGCGACGCUCGCCGAGGUCAAGGGCGAGUACGCCCGCGUUCAUGCCUCGCGCGCCAGGGCCAGGGCCAGGCUCGACGCAGCGGAGCUCAACACUGCCCGCCUCCGCGAGGCCUUGGACGCUCGUGACACUGAGCUCGCCGCGGCCACCGCCACCAACGGUGCCCUCUGCGCGCGGGUCGCCGACCUCGAGGCUGAGCUCGCGGCCGCCCGCGCUGCGGGCGACGACGACGAUGACGACGACGACGACGACGAGCGCGACUCGGCCUACGUCGCGCGAAUCAAGAGGCAAACAAAAGCCUUGUUUGUCACGGGCAUCGGCAGGGUGAUCCGCAGGCCCCACUUCAACUUGCUCCGCCUGUGGGGCCAAAAGAAGACGAACGUGUCCCUCAUCCUGCCGUACGAUGCCACGGACAUCGUGACAAAGAUCUUCGACGACGACGAGGAGCCUUCCCUCCUUUUCGAGGGUGAUCCAACAAGGCCCCGCAAUGUCAAGAUCCACAUCUUCGGUGACGGUGUACGCAAGUACACCUUCACCUACAGUGACUGCGCGAAGUUCGGCGCCCGCCGUUCCAACGAGCGCACGUGCGUCCAGUCGCUGGAGGAGGUGUGCAAGAAGCUCGUCGAAAUCGACAGCCUCACCGCCGCCGAGAUCGACGCUGGCAGGCGCGACAGCGCCCAGAGGGUCGCCAGAUAG
Messenger RNA from Apiotrichum porosum, 1209 nucleotides. RefSeq lists its product as uncharacterized. Lineage: Eukaryota; Fungi; Basidiomycota; Tremellomycetes; Trichosporonales; Trichosporonaceae. The coding region runs from base 1 to 1209 and encodes 402 amino acids. The transcript is spliced from 4 exons. The record is from RefSeq and is a predicted model, not a curated record.